Messenger RNA from Rosa rugosa (rugosa rose), 3081 nucleotides. RefSeq lists its product as uncharacterized. The transcript has 2 exons. Lineage: Eukaryota; Viridiplantae; Streptophyta; Magnoliopsida; Rosales; Rosaceae. Bases 568 to 1863 code for a protein of 431 amino acids. The record is from RefSeq and is a predicted model, not a curated record.
GUGAGCCCACCUGAAUGGCGCCAAUCAGAAACCGCAACACAGAUAUUUAACGCACGCAAACAAGUCCUCCUUCAUCUUCUCUUCUCUCUGUAAAGAAAUUCAAGAUUCCCAUUUCCCUGGGAUUUCCGCCGAGUGAUCGUGAGAACCGAUCGGAACUUGAAUAUUCAGACAAUGAUGGCGUCGUGGAAUUCGAUUCCGCCGGAGAUCACAUACACAGUUCUGGGGUGGUUGACUUUCACGUUUUGGGCCGUCGGCUUCUACCCUCAAGUGUUCUUGAAUUUCCGUCGAAAAAGGCACGUAUGUAUGUGAUCAUUUCCUUCACUUCAAUUCCGAUAAUUCAUAUUAAUUUGAAGUGGUUGUUCACGGCGGCGGCGUACUGAUGCUGAUUAGUGUUGUGGGGCUGAGCAUCGAUUUUGUGGUGCUGAAUUGGACGAAACACUCGUCGUAUCUCACUUACAACGCCACUCUUUACUUCAGCUCCGCCGUUCAGAAAUAGUACUUUGAAAAGUACGGUUUCGGAGAGGAAACAAGAACUAUCUUCCAGACGCCUUAACAAGAGAAUUAGCCAUGUUCAGCAAAAGAAAUGAUGACGACGACGAAGGUCGCAAUCCCAGAAGCAGAAGAGCUGGGAAAGAACAUGAAACCAAUGAGGAUCCCAAAGAAAAAAUCCUCAAGAGAUUCCUGCUAAGUCCAAAAGGCUUAGCCACAACUGAUCAAUCCCAGGGUAAAGGAUUGACUAGCCCGUCUCAAACGGCAGACGGUAAAGGCUCAUCAAGACCGUUGACGGCUGUUGCUUUGCCAAAAAGCAAACCUACUCCAACUGGAGUAAUAAAUGUUUUCAAUUAUGAACUUUGGACUUUUGAUACUUCUGUGUUCAGAACUGGUAGGAGAUUAGCUUACCACCAGAAGGCAAUUCUGGAUAAUCUUCUAUUUGCCUUUCAGGAAAGAAGCAGUGGGCUAAUGUUUCCAGCUCUCUUUGCAUUAGCUGAAGAACUAUAUGAGAACGCAAGACCACAGUUCGAAGAAUUACAGCAGAGUGCUGUCAAGAAAGAAAAAAUUCACUUCCUAGAAGAUCCUGAAAGUGCUAGGGUCCCUAUCAUGGCACUCACUGAAACAGACUGGCAUAAAUUCCACCAUAUAAUAGGAAGGCACAAUUCAGAAGACCUUGUUCCUCCAACCCUCUUUAUCAUAGCGGGACCAUAUGUUGGAAGAUACCUGGUAAAUGUUCAAAGUGAACAUCCACAAGAACACAAGCUUUGGCUUGUUGAAAAUGGUUUUGUCCAUAAUCUAUGGACCAAAACUAAUGAUGAUCUAAAAGGCUUGCCCCCCAUCAUCGUCAAUACAGUCAAGAAUGUUAGAAGAACAGACUGUACGCUUCGUCUGAAGUUUAGAUCCACUCCUCCAGAAUGGAUACAACAAGCAAAUGGUGAGGUUGAAUAUAUUGCUCCAUAUCACUAUGUGAGAAUUAUUUCAAGACAAUAUCUGCAACCUGCCUGUGUUGGGUAUAAUGGCCAACCAAACUCUAGCAUCCCAUGGAUGAAGGCCAUGGCUCUAGAAUACAUAAAGAAGAUCAUCUCCGAAGACCUCAGCAAUACCUUCCUGGCAGCAGGAGAGAAGAUUAUUAUCACUGCUUACGAUCAUCCUGACGUAGUCAGCAGUGACCUAUUCCUAUCUCUCACCAGAAAAGAGAUAGACUCAACAAUGGCAUGCAUACAGUGGAUGGACAAACUUGAAAACGACAACCACUACAAAAUGUAUGUUGACACAGACGUAGAAGAUAAUGCUACAACAGUAAGGAUGGCACAAACUGACAAUAACUCAUUUGUCUUUGGCCACCACUCAGAGACUGAUGACAACAUGUAGCAGCUGAUGAAAGAAAAAAGCAUCAAAACAAAAAAGCAACUGUUCCUUUUUUUCAAAAGAUACUUUUGGUUUUCAGAAAAAAAGAAGGUGAAAAACAUUUCACCCAAAAGCUUUUGCUUUUCCCUGUCCGACCUCCAUCAUCAGGAGCACUCAGAAAAGCAGAAGAUCACGGAGUUAUCCUGUACAUUGUUAUGUUUUGAAUUCUAGUUUGAGUUCCGCUCUCUAUAUAAAGAGCUUGAGUUUCAUUUGUAGGGCAUCAGAAAAUUGAGUAGAAGAGUCUUCACUCAAGAAGUAAGAAAGCCAUAGUUGCAGUGUGAUUUUCUCUUCACAGUGUGAAUCAGUGUGCUUUUAAUUUCAAGUAAGUACUUUACUUAGUCUUAUGGAUAACUAAACAGUCUUGACUGUUUACCUGAGACUGAGGCUCUGAACUUUAUGCAUGUAUUCUAUUUGAAUUAAUAAUAUCAGAUGCCCAUCUGUUUUAUCCAAUUAACAUUAGCUAUCUCUAUCUAGCUAUCAUUAUCUUUAAGUUUCUUUCAUGCAUCCUGUUGAAACCUCUCUCUUUCAUACGUGAAUCCUACUUUGAUCUGAAGUUUUAAAUUCUCCUGUUAUUUAAACGAAACCAAAUUUUUGCUCAUGAUUAAGACAAGCAGCAGUGAUUCCGCCUGUUAAAGUAACCGCUAGGCAGGGAGCCGUUAGGUGAAAAACUUAGGCAUGUUGAAGGCUAGAUUUGUUUUCUUUCAGAAAGCUUAAAAGGAAAUUUAUAAGGAUAACAGUUGAAUCAGAAACACAGGAUCCUAUAGGAUACUGUCUCUUUUAGUCUUUUCCUAAGAGAAUAGUAAGAUACCUUAGUACUUGUGCAAAUGGGCAUAAUACGUUAGAUUUCUGGGCAAACGGGAAAUAGCCCAUUUUUCUAAGUGAGCAUGAAUUGUUUAACGAAUGAUCUAGCCUGUGUAUCACCGUGGUGUUUACAUCACAACUUCUUGACUAUCUGUACAUGGUAGCGGAAGGAUAUGUAAUGGUCAUUUUGGCCUUACCGUAUUAAUGAAAUCUAUCUGAUUAUUUGUCAAAAAAAAUGUAAAGACAGACGGAAUGAGUAAUUUGUUUGAUGAGAUAUAGGAUGAUGCCAUUGGCGCCUUUUAUAAAUUAAAAACCAUGACUAAAUAAAGCCUUCAUAUCCCUUUCAAAAAAAAAAAAAAAAAAAAGCCUUCAUAUCCAUUA